AUGCCAUUUCUCAAGCUUCGAGAUGGAGCUGAGCUUUUUUACAAGGACUGGGGCGACCCGAAUCGCCCCAUCGUCACUUUCUCACAUGGCUGGCCCUUGAGCAGCGACAAUUGGGAAAACCAAAUGGUGUUUUUGGCUGAUCGGGGCUAUCGCGUCAUCGCACAUGAUCGCCGUGGCCAUGGGCGAUCAACCCAGACCUGGGAUGGAAACAACAUGGACAACUUUGUCGACGACCUCGAAGAGCUAUUCGCCUCUCUCAAGGUAAAGGACGCGGUGAUGAUCGGACACUCACACGGCGGUGGAGAAGUCACCCAUUACCUUGGAAAGCACGGCACAGGUCGCUUCAAGAAAGCUGUUCUUGUCGGCGGUGUACCUCCUCUCAUGCUGAAAACCAGUAACAAUGCCGAAGGAACAGAUAAAUCGGUUUUUGAUUCUUUCCGCCAGGCUAUGCUCCAGGACCGCGCGCAAUUUUUCCUGGAUGUUGCCAGCGGACCAUUCUUCGGAUUCAACCGACCUGGAGCGAAGAAAAGUGAGGGGCAGAUUCGCAGCUGGUGGCAGCAAGGAAUGAACACCAGUUUCAAGUCUGCUUAUGACUCAAUUAAAGACUUCUCGGAAACCGAUUUCACAGAAGACCUCAAGAAGAUCAAUAUCCCAGUACUCGUUCUCCACGGCGAUGAUGAUCAGGUUGUACCGAUUGAGGCAGCUGGACUUAAAUCGGCAAAGCUUUUGCCACAGGGAAAACUGAAGAUCUACAAGGGCGGCUCUCACGGGAUUCACAACAUUAAUAUUGAUGAUGUCAACAAAGAUCUUUUGGAAUUUAUCAAGUCGUAA
Talaromyces amestolkiae is the source of this 831-nucleotide messenger RNA. RefSeq lists its product as uncharacterized. The coding region runs from base 1 to 831 and encodes 276 amino acids. Gene Ontology annotation, molecular function: catalytic activity. The transcript has a single exon. Lineage: Eukaryota; Fungi; Ascomycota; Eurotiomycetes; Eurotiales; Trichocomaceae. The record is from RefSeq and is a predicted model, not a curated record.